AUGCGCGAGUGACGUGAUCUUGGAACCAGUAGCAACUUACGCAUGGCUGUCAAUGUGAGAGCGAAAUUGUUUUAACUGAUCUUACAAUUCAAAGUCAUUCAAAGCUUGUUCGACUUUAAUCAGCUAAUCGUUUAGUCAAAGCGAACGCAAUCAUUUCUACAGUAUUUGGUACCGCGUUGUCGAUUGUAUUCGUGAGUCACGUCAAAUCUGUCAUCGUUAUAUCAGUGUAAAUUGUGCGUGCACAACUGGUAUAAUCACGUUAGCCAAAUCGUUCGAGUAAUUUUAACUUUGUCGAUUUCAAUUAAACGGACGCACAACAUUCGUCAUUAUGUGCGCGAAAAUGGCUUUUCAGCAUCAGGCUGGCACCGCAAUGGAAUGCUUAAGCAUACCGAUUACAUUGCACAAGGAGACAGAAGUUAACGAAAAUGGAGAGGAAGUAAUGAAAUGUGGUUUUAAAAUAGGUGGAGGAAUCGAUCAAGAUUUUAGGAAAAGUCCACAAGGAUAUACAGAUAAUGGUAUAUAUGUUACCGAAGUACACGAAGGAUCACCAGCAGCAAAAAGUGGCCUCAGAAUGCACGACAAAAUUUUACAGUGCAACGGGUAUGAUUUCACGAUGGUCACUCAUAAAAAAGCAGUAUCGUACAUCAGAAAACAUCCAGUAUUAAAUUUAUUAGUAGCUCGCAAAGGUGUGACCAGUACUUAAAUACCAAAUGAAAAGUCUACACGAUAUAAGAGAAGUAUUUAUUUCACUUUAUACACAAACAGAGUCAACUUAUUCGAGCUACAUGUCUGCCAAAUAUCAGAUUAGUUUAUAACCAAUAGUAAGAUUAUCUUGAGUUUAUGCAAACAUAAAAAAAAAACAAUAUCUGCUGUUUUAAUAACUGUUUUAUAAACUUUACUGGCACAGAGUGUCUAAAAUUCCAAUUAAAUAGAGAUACAACGUUAAUUCGCACAUAUUCGAUAUUCGUUGAAACGUUUACUUUGCAGGCAUUAUAUUCAUCUUCCAUUGCAGUAGAAUUAGAGCAUUAGAGCAAUAGAUUGAUAUAUAUGUAUAAAAAUCCUGUUAUAGUUCGUUAUUGUUGUUAAAAAGGAUAAUUGUAUAGAAGCGUUUUCCUGGUAAUGUCACUUUCCAUGUGACAGUUAAUAAUGCUAUCAAUGUGUAUAAUUA
Messenger RNA from Hylaeus anthracinus, 1168 nucleotides. RefSeq names its product tax1-binding protein 3 homolog. Gene Ontology annotation, molecular function: protein binding. Gene Ontology annotation, biological process: neurotransmitter receptor transport postsynaptic membrane to endosome; neurotransmitter receptor transport, endosome to postsynaptic membrane. Gene Ontology annotation, cellular component: postsynaptic membrane; postsynaptic density; adherens junction. The record is from RefSeq and is a predicted model, not a curated record. NCBI's taxonomy places the organism in Eukaryota, Metazoa, Arthropoda, Insecta, Hymenoptera, Colletidae. Bases 329 to 703 code for a protein of 124 amino acids. The transcript has 3 exons.